Molecule: messenger RNA, 2252 nt
Organism: Homalodisca vitripennis (glassy-winged sharpshooter)
Lineage: Eukaryota; Metazoa; Arthropoda; Insecta; Hemiptera; Cicadellidae
Product: rho GTPase-activating protein 190-like
Exons: 6
Coding region: 126-1283 (385 amino acids)
Biological process (GO): signal transduction
Source: RefSeq, a predicted model, not a curated record
CAAAAGUUGCCAAUACAAUUUGUUAAUAAGUUUAUCUUUUGGAAAUAUUGUACUAUCUUUUGGAGAUUCUGUAUUACUUUUAUGAGAGUAUGUAAAGCUAAUUUAUUUGUGUGUCAAAGAAAAAAAUGACAAAAUUCGAAGGUAAUUUAAGUGUUGGUAGAAAAUGUUCUAAAUUGAAACAGUUUUGGGAAGAAAAGACUGAAGAAAACAGUAUAGUUGUAAAAAAUGUAAUAAAGUCACAACCUCCGAGACGAGUUGUUUUAAACGUUUAUUUGAACAGAAGGAAGAAACAAGAUUUAAGGCCUUCAUGGAAAAAGCAACCAGGCAAACUGAACAUGAAAGAUUAUACAUUGGUUACUGAUGCCAUAGCACGAAUGAAUGUAGGAUCAAAAGAUUCUCUUCGAUUAAAUAAAAUGACAAAAUCAACAUUUGCUCCAUUAGCAACUCCAGAGAAUGUAGACCUUGGAUCUGAAUAUGCACAGUUUGCAGUUGUACCCAAAUCAAAGGAUGGCAACAAGACAUUACGAAGGAAAGAGAAACAACGAGCAAAAGAAGAAAAAAAACUGGAAGAGCAACAUCAGAAAGAAGAAAAACUAAAGAAACUGGCAGAAGAGCGGGAGAAGAAAAAACAAAAGACAAAAUCAACAAGUGGAGGGGUUAAAGGUGGUGGGAAAUCUCAUCAGUCAACUCUGGAGCAACUGGCUCAAUCAGACAGUAACGCAGUUCCAAUAAUCCUGGAGAAGUGUGUUCAAUUUGUGGAGGAAGAGGGCUUAGACUCAGAGGGUAUUUACCGUGUUCCUGGCAAUAGAGCUCAUGUUGAACUCCUAUUUCAAAAAUUUGAUGAAGAUCAAAAUGUAGACAUAACCAGCCUUGACAUUCCUGUUAAUGCUGUUGCUACUGCACUUAAAGAUUUCUUCUCCAAGCGUCUGCCUCCACUUUUCACUGAAGACCUAAUGAGUGACCUGGAAGCUUUAUCAGUAAAAAGUGACAAGAGCUGCAGGCCUUUAGAAUUAAGGAGCCUUCUGAAGAAAUUACCACCUGUCAACUUUGAGGUUUUGAAGUUUGUUUUUCACCACUUUGUAAGAGUAUCAGAAAAUUGCAAACUAAACAGCAUGGACUCCAAGAAUCUUGCCAUUUGUUGGUGGCCAACCCUUCUGCCGAUUGAGUUCAGUGAUAUGGGGCGUUUUGAACAGAUGAGACCCCAUCUCGAGAACGUUGUUCAGACCAUGAUAGACCAGUACCCUUUUCUUUUCUGUGGGAAAGAGGCUUUUGUCAUGGUUUGAAUGCUCAUAUUUGUAUACACAUCCUUUUUUAUCGACAGGACAAUUUAGUAUAAAAACUGUAUUUGAUAUUAAGAUGUGAAUAAGAUCCAGUUACUCGCUUCUCACUAGGCAUGUUACGUCCAUUCCACUACAGAUCUGUGUAUCGUUGUGUACUGUGUAUUAGCAUAAGACUCUUCUGAACAUAAGCUAUUCAUAAGGACAAACACAUAUUCAUAUUAUAUCAUAUUCGAUAAGGAGCCAAAGAUGUUUUGAUGAUGGCUAUGUAAUUUUUAUAGAAUUAACAUUGUAGUAUAUGUAUAGUUCGAUUAAUUUAUUGUUAAGUUAUGUUUUUACCUAUUUAUUUUGUUGAUCGGAAGUUAUUUACUUGAAUUUGUAAUAAAAAUAAUGUAAAUCUUUUGUAUUAGGAUCGAUGCUGCAGGAUCGGAAUUAGAGUUGUAAAAGCUUUAUAUUUUCUACUAAAUGAUGGCACUUUGGUUUUGGUAUGAUGGUUGAACUCAAGUCGUAACAUUUGUCUACUCAAUUACAGUAUCAAACAGAACUGGCUUUGAAAAUGAGUAUGCUUACUGGUCUGGAUAAUGCACAAAACCGUCUUUAUGCGGUGCUUAUUUAGGAUUCAUAGUUUUGUUACACAUAUAUAAUUUCUAUUUAUGUUGAAAGCAUUAUAUUUGUUAUGAUUUUAUUUUAAUAGUUGUUAAUAAUAUUUUAACUUUAUUUGUAACUAAACUGUAUUUUUAAUUACAAUUUUAAAGUCACUGGAAAUGCUUAAUAACAUUUGAAAUUUUAGUGUUGUCAAUGUCAUUCAAAACCACAAACUUUUAUUAAUCUGUAAUGUUUUGAAAUUAAGAGCUUUUAAAAAAUGCAUGAAAGAGAUUCUAUAAACACGAGGAUGCAUAAUUUAUUUGUUAUACAGUUGUAAUCUCUGCCAUUGCACAUUGUGACACUCAGCAAAAUUAGUCAUUUGAUACAAAA